CUUUCAAAGGUUCUUCUAUCAUUCCAUUGUAUGUGUUUGAAGGUAGAUGUGUUUAUGAUCAGUGCGGUAACUUGUCUUAUUUGGAGUUACAUGCACAAAGAGUGAGGCAGGCUUCUGUAAAUACCAGUGUGCUCAGCUGUGUGUAUUACAGUGUAUGGAACUGUGUAUAACUGUGUUUUACACAUCCAGUGCUCUCCUUGAAGCCUUUUUCUCUGUGCCCCGUUUAAGAGACUGGUAUAUACAACACUCACAAAGAGAACUCCUGUGGAUGUACUUUUUUUUUGGCAAAUAGUGAAGAAAAGGCAAAAGUCUUUGUCCGAAAACUGACUUCAGGAAAAGUAUAAAUUAGCAGAAGAGAAGAAGCAAGAUCAGUCACAUAGUGAUCCAAUGGCUUCUUUAUACGUGGGAGACCUGCACCAAGAUGUGACCGAGGCAGUGCUGUUGCAGAAGUUCAGUCCGUUCGGUGCCAUCCUUUCUGUGAGAGUGUGCAGGGACAGGAUCAACCAUCAUUCACUCGGCUAUGGUUAUGUGAACUUCCAACAACAGGCCGACGCUAAGCGUGCCUUGGACACUAUGAAUUUUGAGGAAAUCAUGGGCAGGCCAAUUCGCAUCAUGUGGUCCCAGCGCGACCCAUCCCUUAGGAAAAGUGGCGUCGGCAAUGUCUUCGUGAAGAAUCUUGAUAAGUCUGUAGACAGCACAACUCUCCAUGGCACGUUCUCUGCUUUUGGCAGCAUUCUCUCCUGCAAGGUGGUGUGUGAUGAGAAUGGCUCCAAGGGCUAUGGAUUUGUGCACUAUGAGGCCCAGGAGGCAGCAGAAAAAGCCAUUGAGAAAUUGAAUGGCACAUUGUUCAACAACCGCAAAGUGUUUGUUGGACACUUCAAAUCUCGGAAACAGCGUGAGGCUGAACAGCGGCUGCAUGAGGGUACACUGAAGGCCAUGGACAAGAUGAACAGCAGGGAGCUGAAUGGGAAGCUCAUCAGCAGGGGACAUGGCCAGAAGAGGAGCGUGACUCAAGCGGAACACAAGCAGGGAGUCAAUCUUUAUGUGAAAAAUCUGGAUGAUGAAGUUGAUGAUGAGUGUCUUCGCAAAGAAUUCUCAACAUUUGGAACCAUCACCAGUGCUAAGGUCAUGAUGAAUGGAGGCCGGAGCAAGGGCUUUGGGUUUGUGUGCUUCUCCACCCCAGAAGAAGCUACCAAGGCCCUGACAGAGAUGAAUGGCCGCAUUGUGGCCACCAAGCCCCUGUAUGUAGCUUUAGCCCAGCGGAAGGAGGAGCGCCGCGCCGUCCUCACCAACCAGUACAUGCAGCAGAAAACUGGAGUCAAGACCAUGCCCAAUCUGGUCCUCAAUCCCUACCAGGCAGCACCCCUUCCUUUCUACUUCAUGACUCCUGUUGCACAGGCUCAGAGCUAUGCUGCAUACUACCCAUGGAGUCAGAUGUCCCAGCUGAAACCCAGCUCUUGCUGGAUGACCCAAGACAUCAAAUCUCAGGCCACCCAGAGCGUGGGGCCAUAUCCUGCCAACGCAGCCACAACAGCCCUCACUCCAGCCUGCUACAUGUCCCAGCAGCAUUUGAACACACAGGUAGCCAUAGAACAGCACCCCAUCCAUGUCCAGGGUCAGCAGCACCUGACAGCUUCCACAUUGGCUACUGGACCCACACAGCAACACAAGUACUCUCUGGGACAUUGUCUCUUGCCAUUUGCCCUGAACAUGCACCCCUCUGGGCUGGCAGGUUCACUUGCAUGUAGCUGGAGAUGGACAACUGAGUGCUGCCACACGUGGAGUCCCUCAAGUCCCUUUGUUCCAAGGGGGAUGAGGCUGCUGCAAGGCUGCAUUUCCACCAGGCCGAAGAGUCUGCACAGAAGACAGUAACCUGUUCAGCUGGAAUUUCAAGUGUCUCCACAAAGGUGUGGACUG
This is a messenger RNA of Scleropages formosus (Asian bonytongue), 1917 nucleotides long. RefSeq names its product polyadenylate-binding protein 1-like. Lineage: Eukaryota; Metazoa; Chordata; Actinopteri; Osteoglossiformes; Osteoglossidae. The coding region runs from base 388 to 1872 and encodes 494 amino acids. The record is from RefSeq and is a predicted model, not a curated record. The transcript has 13 exons. Gene Ontology annotation, molecular function: RNA binding.